Carassius gibelio (silver crucian carp) is the source of this 1522-nucleotide messenger RNA. RefSeq names its product homeobox protein engrailed-2b-like. NCBI's taxonomy places the organism in Eukaryota, Metazoa, Chordata, Actinopteri, Cypriniformes, Cyprinidae. Gene Ontology annotation, molecular function: DNA-binding transcription factor activity, RNA polymerase II-specific; RNA polymerase II cis-regulatory region sequence-specific DNA binding. Bases 150 to 1193 code for a protein of 347 amino acids. The transcript is spliced from 2 exons. Gene Ontology annotation, cellular component: nucleus. Gene Ontology annotation, biological process: regulation of transcription by RNA polymerase II; neuron differentiation; multicellular organism development. The record is from RefSeq and is a predicted model, not a curated record.
CCGGCCUGCGACAUCACCAGGGGGACUCGUAGCCUAUUAAAAAAUAAGAACAAAAAUCCGUAGUGAAAGUAUCCUAGAGCCAGUUUGCUUUUCUUUAUUUACUAGAGCAGGUCUACCGCUUUGAAAAUGCAUUUAUCAAAUUCGCUUGUAUGUUUUACAAAGUAGAUAUAAAGACGUUUGCAAAGGGCACACUGUGGAAUUUAUUUCUAAAACGAUGUUCUUUCUUUCUACGCACACAAAGUUUCGUCGAAUUUAACCGACAGAAGAAUCAGGAAAAAGGAUUUGUCCUUUUUUCCGGUUUGUUUCUUUUUGCAGUGAGACUAGGAAAUAAGGAGAAUAUACCACAAAAACUGGAACACAAACAUACGCGUUUGUGCGAGAGAGAAGGGGUUAAAAAGAACAUUUGGAGUUUCACUAUGGAAGAAAAUGAUCACAGCAACAUAGAUGUGGAGCGCCAGGACUCGGGCGAUGAGUCCAAUAGAGAUAUUUUACCCCUGUUGCAGGGUCCUGGAAACCUACUCCCUCACAGAAUCACCAACUUUUACAUCGACAACAUUUUGCGACCGGACUUUGGUCGCAGGAAAGAAGGAACAAGGCGUGACGAAAAUCAUAUAGUUGGAAGAGAGAAGCGCUGUCCAUCGGUUCCCGGAUCAGGGCAGGUGUCAGGGGAAGGACCCUCGAGCCCUCCUCCAGGGAGAGCGUCUAAAAACACUGAUAUUACCGCAGACACAACUCUGAAACCCCGUGCAGAGACCGGAGAUCAGUGUUUCAGCUCAGACUCGGAUAGCUCGCAAAGUAACACCGCGCAGACGAACCAGCCGAUACUUUGGCCGGCUUGGGUUUAUUGCACAAGAUAUUCAGACAGACCUUCAUCAGGACCAAGAUCCCGCAAACCAAAGACGACAAAUCCAGCCAAGGAAGACAAGCGUCCGAGAACAGCCUUCACAGCGGAGCAACUCCAGAGACUCAAGAACGAGUUCCAGAAUAACCGUUACCUGACGGAGGAGAGGAGACAAGCUCUGGCCCAGGAACUCGGCCUCAACGAGUCCCAAAUCAAAAUCUGGUUUCAAAACAAAAGGGCGAAGAUUAAAAAAUCGUCGGGGAGCAAAAACUCACUUGCAUUGCACCUAAUGGCACAGGGACUAUACAAUCACGCCACAACAACAAAGGACGACAAAUCAGACAGUGAUUAACCUGAAGGACAGGACAUCUGAAAUGCAAUAAUUCUAAACAAGGGCCAGUGUACAAAAUACCAGCAUUUAACAGAUGAAAACUUUAUGUAUGAGAUUUGAUUCUGCAAUAUUAUGUAUAUAUAGCCUAUAUACUUUGUGUACAGUGGUGUAAAACGUUUUCUAUUGGUAUCACUGCUGCACACAUACUGAAACGUCAGAUAUAGUGCGCGAGGAAAAGGACGCUUCUUUAUUUAAACAAGUUUAAACCAUGCUGAAGUCCAAAGAUUUUUCCUGCUGCAUUCAGGCGACUGUGAUUUAAAAUAAAUAAAUGGUAAAAAUGUUUUAUCUGA